Messenger RNA from Cimex lectularius (bed bug), 806 nucleotides. Its product is annotated as tachykinins. Bases 23 to 649 code for a protein of 208 amino acids. The record is from RefSeq and is a predicted model, not a curated record. NCBI's taxonomy places the organism in Eukaryota, Metazoa, Arthropoda, Insecta, Hemiptera, Cimicidae. The transcript has 2 exons.
UAUUUGGUGUCUGUGUUUCAGGAUGUCUGUCGGCUGGGCUUUUGUAUUUGCCUGUCUGUUGAGCGCAUGCUUGGCCCAAGAAAGAAGACAGUUGGGGUUUUUGGGAGUACGAGGUAAAAAAGACGGGACAGACGAAGAGUUCAAAAGGGCGCCUACGCUUGGGUUCCAGGGUUUAAGAGGGAAGAAGGAAGACGUGUCUGACUACGAUGUCGAGGAGUACAAGAGGGCACCGCCGAUGGGUUUCCAAGGCGUGAGAGGGAAGAAAGGCCCGACAAUGGGCUUCGUCGGGAUGCGAGGGAAGAAAGACGGCUGGGACUAUUUGCAGGAGGAAGAGAAGCGGGCCCCCGCGUCGGGUUUCUUUGGUAUGCGGGGUAAAAAAGCUCCCGCUUCGGGAUUUUUCGGGAUGAGAGGAAAGAAAGGACCGUCGAACGCCGGCUUUUUUGGCAUGAGAGGAAAGAAAGGGCCGAGCGGAUUUCUCGGCCUAAGAGGAAAGAAGGACACUCCCGACGACAUCGACUCCCUCCUUCAGUUUCUAACAGAAUCUAGACGAGAAAUGGAAGAUGCAAUGGAUUCAAGAGAAAAGAGGUUAGCUGGAAUGAUGGAUCCAUUUGAAGAUUAUCAAAUGUUGAAUGAGCCAGAUCUCUUAUAGAUUAUUAAAUAUUUUUCCUAUCCUCCCCCCACCUACAAUUGUCCCUUGGCCCUACUGGAUUAUUAAUUAAUAAAAUAACCAACCAUAAAUGUCAACCAUAUCUUAUCAAUAAAAAUGAAUAUAGAAUGUAGGUAAUUGAAAUGUAAUAUAUAUAAUA